Diabrotica balteata is the source of this 700-nucleotide messenger RNA. The record is from the annotation of a GenBank genome assembly. NCBI's taxonomy places the organism in Eukaryota, Metazoa, Arthropoda, Insecta, Coleoptera, Chrysomelidae.
UUGACAUUUAUUUCUAAAAGGUUGAGGUUAUUUUAGUACGAAAACUGUGGUUGAUGCUAGAAAUUCAAUUUUUUACUGAAAUUUGUAGUAUUUUUAUAACCAAAAUAUGUCUGUCGAGGAGAAAUUGAAACAAGGUCCAAGAGAAGGAAUCACUUACCCCUUACAAGUAGUGUAUUGCGGUAAUUGUUCAAUGCCAAUUGAGUACUGUGAGUACUAUCCCGAGUAUGAAAAGUGCAAGCACUGGCUAGAAGUUAAUUUACCAUCAGAAUUCGAAAAAGUAAAAAUUGGCGAUGAUAAUCCGGUCGAGGAAGAAAAGAAAAGACAGAAACGCGGAGGCAAGGGUAUGAUCAAAACCAAAAAAAAGGAGGAUGGUCCCAAACAGGUUUGUGUUUCGAGAGCUCCAAGAGGCAAAAAGAAGUCUGUUACUGUAGUUACAGGAUUGAGUAGUUUUGAUAUUGAUUUGAAAGUGGCAGCCAAAUUCUUUGGUACAAAAUUUGCAUGUGGUUCAUCAGUCACAGGUGAUGAUGAAAUUGUUAUUCAAGGAGAUGUUAAAGAUGACUUGUUUGAUGUUAUUCCAGAGAAGUGGCCUGAAAUUGAUGAGGAUCUCAUUGAAGACUUGGGUGACCAAAAGAGAUAAACUAUUUAUAUUUUUUUAAGAUUAACUUCUAAGUCAUAUUAACAAAUUAAACUAUUUGUUUGC